AUCAUCCUUAUGACUCUCAUAUUUAAGCGGAGACGCUCUAUAUAUUUGUCCAUUUGUUUCGUAACCUUUGCCGACUGAGUAUUUUGUUAUUCUUAUCAACAUAUUUUAUCAUCAUUAAUGCGAAAAAUGAAAUUCAAGUAUACGAGCCUUAUCAUUUACGUGCUUUUCGGCAACGCGUUUGGAGUGAUCGCCGAAGUGGGCGUAAAGCACACAGACUUGAAAUUAGAGCUCGUACAAGUGCUGUUCCGGCAUGGAGCGCGAACACCGGAUAAAGCUGAGUUCAAGUACAUCAAUUACGCAGGCUUAAAUGCGUACAAUCCCUAUGGACUAGGAGAAUUGACCAACCUAGGCAAAAAACAGCUGUUCAAAGUCGGCCAAAUGCUAAGACAACGUUACUCUGAUUUUCUUUCUGAGGAUUUUAAUACGAGUGAUGUUUACGCUUAUUCGAGUGAAGAUGAUCGCACGAAAAUGUCGCUGCAAGUAGUUCUUGCCGGAUUGUAUCCACCAUCUUCUGAAUUCGUUUGGAACAAAAAACUCAACUGGAUACCUCUUCCUGCACGCUACACACCGAAAGAGCUAGAUAUUUUACUUAAACCUACUUUCAGUUCAAGGUUUAUAUCGAUCAAUAAUGAAUUCAAACGUUCUGCCGAGUUCCAAAGCAAAAUAUCCGAGCACUUAGAUUUCAUUAAUUUCCUGAAAGAUAAACUAGGAGUAGAUGAAUCAUUGGAUGAAGUGAAUUUCAUAGCGUUUACAUUCAAUACGUUGUACUCGAACGAGCAUUUGAACAUUCCACUUCCCAAAUGGUACACCGAUGAAGUGAAGAAAGCUCUGUUUGACUUGAUAAACUACAUUCAUCGAUCGAUGUCUGCAACAACAGAAAUGAAAAGAAUAAAUGGAGGACCGUUGAUAAGAACUCUUUUGGAAAACAUGAACGUAAAUAGUACCGUUGUUAAUCCGCGUAAGAUUUACCUAUACAGUGGACACGAUCUGAAUUUAGCGGCAGUCUCGGUUGCCUUGGGUUUCUCGGAUGCGUUCGACCACCCAGACUACGCUAAUGGACUUAUUAUGGAGAAGUGGAGUGACUCGGAAAAUCAGUUAUACGUUAGGUGGCUGGCGUGGACGACAGCUGGCGGAGAACCAAAAGCUUUAAAAUUGAAAGAUUGCGAGGAAUUUUGUCCUAUUGACAGUUACAUCAACAUUCUCAAGAAGUCUGAAGUAAUUCCAUCUGACGAAGAGAUGAACCUACUUUAUAACGACUUUGUAAAAAGACGAAAAAAAUCGAUUCAGGAUUUGUUCUUUGGCGAUUCGGCUGUUACCUCUAAAUAGUUAAAUUCACCUCAGUCAUCCCUUAGGCUGAUCGUUACUUUUGAUUUGUCUCGGUAAUCAUUGUUUAUUACUCUUGCACACUUUUCAGUAGCUGGCUUGAAGUAAAGCUGGCGCAAAGCCAAAUGCUUCGGAAUUGAAAAAUUGCUAACAGUCGUCUUGUCAUAUUGAAGAUUACGUAAAAUAGUUAAAAGAGAAUUUUAAUCAUCGUUCAAAUAUACCAAUCGCAGUAUUUGAAAUGCGACAUCACUCCGCAAAAUUAUAUCAAACCAAAAGCCA
Molecule: messenger RNA, 1602 nt
Organism: Nasonia vitripennis (jewel wasp)
Lineage: Eukaryota; Metazoa; Arthropoda; Insecta; Hymenoptera; Pteromalidae
Product: venom acid phosphatase Acph-1
Exons: 6
Coding region: 118-1326 (402 amino acids)
Biological process (GO): dephosphorylation
Molecular function (GO): phosphatase activity
Source: RefSeq, a predicted model, not a curated record